Molecule: messenger RNA, 3476 nt
Organism: Engraulis encrasicolus (European anchovy)
Lineage: Eukaryota; Metazoa; Chordata; Actinopteri; Clupeiformes; Engraulidae
Gene: slc22a23b
Product: solute carrier family 22 member 23
Exons: 10
Coding region: 587-2389 (600 amino acids)
Biological process (GO): transmembrane transport
Cellular component (GO): membrane
Molecular function (GO): transmembrane transporter activity
Source: RefSeq, a predicted model, not a curated record
GAGAUCUGUGCCAUCGCCACGGGGCUGCAGCGCGGGGACACACAGGGGAUGCGGAAUCUGGACGACGAAAUGAAUCAGAACGGUCAACAACGGAGGACGGGAUCCUAAAAGGGAUGACCGCCGUUACCGUACCUGCAGGGAGAGGGCUUUUGUUUUGGCGUGCUGUGGGUGCUGGGCUCGCUGUACUGAGACCUGUGAACAGUCGGCGCAGCAGCGGCAGCCUCCUCUUCCCAUAGCCCUGCCAUGGCGUUUUAACCAAAUGGAACACAAAGACGGUAUACUACUACCCCGCCGCUCCACGCGCACAGCACCGGAGAGGACGGGGAAAAGCACAACGGCCAUUUCUUGGAUGGUGCAGCGCUUGAGAUGAGCGCACUCUCGCAAUCGUCAAAACGCCACUGAAUGAAUGCUCAUUUGGACGGCGGUUAUCGUUGGUGUGUGUGUGUAUGUGUGUGUAUGUAUGCGCUCUCUGCGUGGCCGCGUCUGCUGCCCUAGCUAUCUUUCUCUGAACAAAGACGAUCGCGGCGCCGACUGGAUGUAGCGGCGGCAUCUAUUCUCCUUCAGGACAGGACAGCGCGGCGAUUCGAUGCCCGUGGCCACGCGACCACGGAGGGACCACUCGCCCGGUAAUGGCCAAGUUCGGCCGAGCCCAGAGGCGACGCCCUCGAGGAUGCUGCUGCCGCCGCUCGCUCAGGUGGAUGGGGUGGUGUUUCCGUUCCUCGGGGGGUUCGGGAGGUACCAGAAACGGCUCAUGCUGUUGUCAUGGCUGCCGGCGCUUAUCAUCUCGUGCAACCAGUACUCGGAUUAUAUUCACCUCGCCCAGCCCAACAUAACGUGCAGCUCUCCAAACGCGAGCAGUAGUUUUUUUGGAGGAUUCAGGAGAACCCUUCCGCUGCCGUCGCUGAACGGCAGCGCGUUCAUAAACGACAAUUACGAGGAGUAUGAAGUGGAGUGCUCGUGCAAGGAGCGGCACAUACACCUGGACUCUGGCCUAAAAAAGAAUGUAGUCACGCAGUGGCGGCUGGUGUGUGAGGAGGAGUGGCAGGCCCACCUGGCUCAUCUCUCCUUCCUGAUGGGCACGGCGGUCGGAGCUCUUCUCUUCGGGGCCCUCGCAGACUGGUGGGGCCGUCUCCCGGCGUUGUGUCUCUCUGCGUUGGUGACGUGUGUGUGUGGCGUGGCGGUGGCCUUCGCCAGGAGUGUGUUGGCCUUCUGCCUGCUGCGAUUCCCACAAGGCGGCGGCCUGGCCGGAGUAUUCCUCUGCUUAUACCUGCUGAGGAUAGAGCUGUGUUUACCAGCCUGGCGUUUCUCCAUGACGAUGGUUGGCAACGUGUUGACGGUGGGCGGGCAGCUGUUGUUGCCAGGGUUGGCGGUGCUGUGCGCUGACUGGCAUGUCCUCCAGCUCGUCAUCAUCUGCCCCUUCAUCUUUCUAUUUUCAUACGCCUGGUUGUUUCCUGAGUCACUGCGAUGGCUGCUGGCAACUCAGCGCUACGUCCGGGCCAAAGGCCAAAUGUACCAGGUAGCACAGGGCAACCACGUCGACACAGAAACGGAUGACACCGGCCUCCUUUCAGCCCUGGAGGCUGAGUUGCAGCAGACGCCUCAGAGCUCUUGCGUCCUGGAGAUCGUGCACACCAGGAACAUGUGGAAGAACAUCCUCGUACUAUGUGUCAACUCGCUGGCGAGUAGUGGUAUGGGCCAGUGUUUUGCGCGUGUGGUGUGUGGCAUCUCCUUCUCGGCGGUGCACUACCUGGUGCUGGUGGGCAUCGCUAUGGGCGGCUGCGCGAUGCUGGCCACGGUCGUCGUGGUGAUGGGCAGGAGGGGGGCGCAGCUCUCGUUCAUGAUCGUCACCGCACUCGCAUCACUCCUGCAACUCGGGCUGCUCAACUUGAUUGGAAAGUACAGCCUCCGACAUGACAUAGCUCUGCGGGAUACUCUAAACAGGCGUCUGUCGGUGGCGUUGUCUGUGAUCGGGAUGCUCACAUCUCACGCUGUCAACCACCUCAGCGUCUUCAUCUGCGCAGAGAUCACCCCCACAGUCAUCAGGGGAGGUGCGGUGGGCCUGCUGCUUGCCAACGCGGCGGUGGGCAUGUGCGUGUCCGCCCUGGUGGACCUCCAGAAGAUGCGCGGCUUCUUCCUGCUGAAGAUCAUCCUCACCUGCUCCUGCCUCCUGUCAAUCAUCUGCAUCCCGUUGCUACCGGAGACCACCAACCAACCGCUGCCCGAGACCAUGGCGGAGGGGGAGGGGCUUCUGCGCAGGCCACUCCCCUCGGGAGAGCAGCACCACCUCCUGACGAGAGCCGAGAUCGCAGAGUACUCGCGCGUCACGGAAACCACGAACAUGCACCGGCGACCCAGCACAGACACAGCCAAUGGGAUAAGGACUUCAUGAGUCCCACAGCCAAUGGGAUAAGGACAUUACGAGCCACAGCCAAUGGCAAAAGGACUUCUUGAGUCCCUAAUGUGACGUCUGUGUGACAUGGACAUCUAUUAGCAGAUGCUACGGGCUUCUUCAAGAGUACAUUUCUCUUGUUUUCUUCUCAUAAAAAAAAGACACUCGCUCAUAUGGGUGCACAAUACAUACAUAAAAACGUAAAUUGUUUGUCGCACACACUCACACACACACCAUCAAUGUGUCUGUUGGGUCAAGAGACUAAUGUGAAAAAAAAGACAAUGGUUACAGUUCCCACAAUGUACAUGUAUCAAUGCAGUUGUGAUGGCAGCAGUUCAAUGUGAACAUUUAUGGGCAAUAUUUCAAUAUGUAGUGCAGGGUGAAUGGUCGUUUGCUACCGUCCUCCAAAAGUACAAUUUUUAAAGAAAAAUACACAGAUAAUACUCACGCAAUGAACACGGACAUACAAUCAUAAUAACAGUUUGUAACUAAUGCAGAAAUACUCAGGAUGGAUAAUGACAGUAGUGAGUCUGUAUGUGUGUAUGUAUGUUUGUGUGUGUGUGUCUGUAUGAGACGUAGGUGCUCGCAUCCGAGUGUGGCAACAAACAAAAGAACAAAAAAACAAAAACGGGGCUGUGUGCUCGGUGAGUGUGUCCAAAAUGUGAAAACUUGAAGGAAACAUUCCAUGAUUUAUUUUCGAACAAAAAAAAAGGAUUUAGUCUCACAAUCUAAAUAUCUGAAGACAUUUCGUGAACUUUUUUUUUUAAAUGAUGACGUGGCAUUGGCAAUCACAAGGACAUGUGGAGAGUGAUAAUAAUGCCAUCACAGUUCAUGUAUGUUUGUAAACAGUUUUUUGCACUAAUUUCAUAAACACAAUCAUGUGGGAUGGAUGGCUGAAUAAGAAGGGAGUGAGUGUAUGUGUACUGUGUGUGUGUGUGUGUGUGAAGGGUCCGUCUGGCCAUUGAUGGUGUAGAAUAAAUGUAGCCUGAGGCCUGUCCACAGUGUAGCGGCAUAGGAUCACAACUACCAGUGUGUGUGUGUGUGUGUGUGUGUGUGUGUGUGCGAGCGACUGUGUGUGUGUGUGUGU